CGGAUUUAUCCACGAAGAAUCACGAUUCACUAUUCAGUCGUGGUCGUGCUCGUGAGUCGAUCUACAGAGGCAAUUUCUAGUGAUUGUGUUUUCGGCGUCGCGGCAACACUUGCGUCUUUAUAAUAAACAUCAAACAAAUUAAAAUGCUGUAGAAGUAUCAAUUAAGUAACGUUUUCAUAAAUUUAUUAACCGGAUUAAUAUUUAUGGAGAAACUUAUAAUCUAAAGGAAGAUGUGACGUGCUAGUGAAAGUCGGAUUUAUGUUUCAAUUAGAGAUGAGGACCUUUAUGGGCCCAUAGCAGAUCUACAUGAUUUUAAGCUUUAAGGUAAUGCGAGGAGAGAUAGCAAAGUUGUGUUUGGUGAUCGCUACCCUGGCGCUCGAGCCCGCAUCGGGCGAAGGCGCGUGUGAGCGGGGUCGCUCUUGGUGGCACCGGCAGCGUGGCGCCUGCGUGCCCUGCACAAGGUGUGACCCACGCCGCUUCGUCGUCAAGUUCCCCUGCGAACUGCACCGUGACACCAUCUGCCAGCCUCUUCAUGAGGUCCGCAUCUGGCCUUUUAACACAGAAAAUGACAAUGAUACAAGUGAAACUGCCAGUGAUUAUGAGUAUUACGAGUACUCGGACUAUAGCGGUGAAGUGAAAGAUGAACUCGAGUGGGAUGUACAGACCUCGACACUGACUGUCGCUGUAAGUGGGUGUUUAGUGUUUUUUGUGGUAGUGCUUACGUUGACGCUGUACCACGCGAAGCAAUGGAGGACGUUGAAAUUAGCGUUAAAAUCAGAUGUACAAGAUUUAUCAGCUAAGCUGAAACUGAUGGAAGCGGGUGCAGAAACGCCGGCCGAGCCGGUACCCACCGAUCAUCACAUCUACUGCAAUAUACACGUCGGCAAAGAUACUUUGUUAGGUGAGGUCCAACUAGUGGGAAAGGCUUGGGCAACGUGUACACAACACAUGAUAAAUAAUUAAUUGAUCACCACCGUAAAGUAACAAUGCAAGUACAAAGAAAUAGGAACCUCGCACAUCACCUAGGAAGGAAUAUGAAAUAUUUUUGCAAUUAAAAUAUAUAAAUUAAACAAU
Pararge aegeria (speckled wood butterfly) is the source of this 1074-nucleotide messenger RNA. It is a transcript of the gene wgn, whose product is annotated as tumor necrosis factor receptor superfamily member wengen. The record is from RefSeq and is a predicted model, not a curated record. Gene Ontology annotation, molecular function: protein binding. The transcript has 4 exons. Bases 307 to 963 code for a protein of 218 amino acids. NCBI's taxonomy places the organism in Eukaryota, Metazoa, Arthropoda, Insecta, Lepidoptera, Nymphalidae.